AUGGGGCGCAAGGACAGGGACGCCCACGCCGCCGGCAAGAAGGACAAGCCGGUCUCCGUCUCCGCCAUGCUCGCUAGCAUCGACGCGCCACCGGCCAAGGCGACGAAGCCCUCCAAGCCCAAGUCAUCCAAGGCUUCCACUUCGUCCUACUUGCGCGAUGAUGCCGACCUGCCCCCCUCGGAUGAGGAGGAGGACGAGGCCGACCUCGCCGCCCGUGCCUCCAGGCCCCGCCCGCAUCGCCCCGCGGCCGAUCUCAACGCCGCGGCGCCCUCGCUCAAGGAAGCCAGGAAGAAGGAGAGGCGCGAGCACGAGGCGGCGGCGCGCGCCGAGGCCGUCCGCCGGGAGGUGCUACGCGACGACCGCGACGCCUUCUCCGUCGUCGUCGGCGCGCGCGUCCCGGCCGACGACGGGGCCGCCGCCGCUGCAGCCGACAACGUCAGGGACAUCGUCCUCGAGAAUUUCUCCGUGUCCGCGGCCGGCGUGAAGCUGUUCGACGGCGCCUCGCUUCGGAUCUCGCACGGCCAGCGCUACGGCUUCGUGGGGCCCAACGGAAAGGGCAAAUCCACCCUGCUGAAACUGCUCGCGUGGCAGCGGCUCCCGGUGCCACGGAACAUCGACGUGCUGCUCGUGGAACAGGAGGUCGCCGGCGACAGCCGCCCGGCAAUCGAGGCGGUGAUCCAGGCCGAUGACGAGCUCACCGCGCUCCGCAGCGAGCGCGACAAUAUUGAGGCCUCUGACGACUCGAGGGACAACGAGCGGCUCGCCGAGCUGUACGAGAUGCUCAACCUGCACGGUGCGGAUGCCGCCCGGGCACGGGCAUCCAAGAUACUCGCAGGUCUGGGAUUCGAUCAGGCUAUGCAGGCGAGGGCCACCGAGUCGUUCAGUGGUGGCUGGCGGAUGCGCAUCUCCCUGGCCCGGGCUCUCUUCAUGCAGCCGACAUUGCUCCUCCUCGACGAGCCGACCAACCACCUUGAUCUCCGAGCUGUGCUUUGGCUGGAGCAGUACUUGUCCACGCAGUGGAAAAAGACGCUCAUUGUUGUGUCCCAUGACCGUGAUUUCUUGAACACGGUGUGCAAUGAGAUAGUUCAUUUGCACGAGAAGAAGCUCGAUGUCUACCGUGGCAGUUUUGAUGAUUUUGAGGGAGGUUUUGAGCAGAGGAGGGCACGGGCGAUCCGGGAGCAUGAGAAGUAUGUCAAGCUGGAGAAUGCAGCAAAGAGAAGUGGGAACAAGGCUACUCAUGAGAAGGUUAUCAGGCAGGCCAUGUCAAGGGCCGACAAGAGCAAGGGGAAGGGGAAGAAUGUAUCAAAUGAUCACGAUGGCCAGAAACAGAUUACGGUACCUCAGAAGUGGCACGAUUACAGUGUCAAGUUCCACUUUCCUGAGCCAACUGGACUUGCACGGCCACUCCUAGAGCUUGUCGAGGCUGGCUUCAGCUACCCUGGUCGUCCCGACUUCAAGCUGUCGGGUGUCGAUGUUGGCAUCGACAUGGGAACACGUGUGGCUAUAGUUGGGCCUAAUGGAGCUGGGAAGUCCACCCUUCUUAAGCUUCUUGCCGGUGAUCUUGCGCCCACUGAAGGGGAGGUCAGGAGGAGCCAGAAGCUGAGGAUCGGGCAGUACUCACAGCAUUUUAUCGACGUGCUUACAAUGGAGGAGAAUGCAGUUGAGUAUCUGCUCAGGAUGCACCCUGAUCAGGAGGGGAUGAGCAAGGCAGAGGCUGUCCGUGCGAAGCUUGGUAAGUUUGGUUUACCGAAAGAGAACCAUCUCACUCCGAUUGCUAAAUUGUCUGGUGGCCAGAAGUCCCGUGUUGUCUUUACCUCGAUUGCAAUGGGACAUCCUCACAUUCUUCUGCUGGAUGAACCAACAAAUCACCUGGACAUGCAAAGUAUUGAUGCAUUGGCUGAUGCUCUGGAUGAGUUCGCUGGAGGUAUCGUCUUGGUUAGCCAUGAUUCACGAUUGAUAUCUCGAGUUUGUGAUGAUGAAACUAAGAGCGAGAUAUGGAUCGUGCAAGAUGGCACAGUGUACACAUUUGAUGGAACCUUCGAGAAUUACAAGGAUGAGCUCAUGGAAGAAAUCAGAAAGGAAGUGGAAGACUAA
This is a messenger RNA of Setaria italica (foxtail millet), 2094 nucleotides long. Its product is annotated as ABC transporter F family member 4. The transcript has a single exon. The record is from RefSeq and is a predicted model, not a curated record. Gene Ontology annotation, molecular function: ATP hydrolysis activity; ATP binding. Lineage: Eukaryota; Viridiplantae; Streptophyta; Magnoliopsida; Poales; Poaceae. Bases 1 to 2094 code for a protein of 697 amino acids.